GCAGUUCUGCAGCACCUUCUCAGCUGAGACCGGCGGAAACUCCUCGAGCGGGAGUCGAGUGUUCUCAAAUUCCCAGUUUUCUUCAGACGUAGUAACCGAGCCGUCAAAUCAGCUCCUUAUUUGUCUAGUUCUUCGUUUCGUGUCACAAGCAUUUGCAGUCGCACAUAUUACAAUAAUGGCAGCUGAAGCAUGGGUUACAUUAGCAACAAAUGACUCAUAUGCUGUUGGAGCCUUGGUGCUCGCACAUUCUUUGAAGUCUGUUAAUUCUACAAGGCCGUUAGUUGUCAUGAUAACUGACCAAGUCAGCUCUGCAAUGAGGAAUAGACUUGGUGAAAUCUCUUGUCGUGUUCAAGAAGUAAAUGUCAUGGACUCCAAAGAUAGUGCCCAUCUAGCUCUACUUGCAAGACCUGAGCUUGGAAUCACCUUCACUAAGUUACACUGCUGGACAUUGACUGACUUCAGCAAAUGUGUGUUUUUGGAUGCAGAUACCCUGGUUAUCCAAAAUUGUGACGAGCUUUUCGAUAGAGAAGAAUUUUCGGCGGCUGCUGACGCUGGCUGGCCAGAUUGCUUCAACUCGGGUGUCUUCGUUUUUAGACCCUCGAUGGAGACAUAUGGCAAACUAGUAGAGUUCGCUGUCGCUGAAGGGAGCUUUGACGGUGGAGACCAGGGUUUGCUCAAUUCCUAUUUCGCAGACUGGGCUACUAAGGAUAUAAGUCGACGAUUGCCUUUCAUUUAUAAUAUGACUGCUUCCGCGUCCUAUUCUUACCGGCCGGCAUAUAAACAGUUUGGGAAGAAUGUGCGAAUUGUCCAUUUUAUUGGUUCACCCAAACCAUGGCAGGCGUCAGAGGCGUCGGCGUUCCAAAACCCAGUUCCUGGAGAUCAUAUCGCCCAUUGGUGGCGCAUUUUCAUCUGCAAUGUCUUGCCUCGCCUGUCUUCUGAUAUGUUCCCAAUUCUACGCCCUCAUAACCGAUCGAUUGAGCAGCUUAACGUUCCUCCCUCGCCCUCUUCUAAAGAAAAUAUUUGUUCGACCAGUAUUAACACUGAAAAUUUGACACUUGUUAACGUUGCCCUGGAGCAACCUUGGAACGCCGUGGACGUGAAGGAGGGGGUGACUGAAGCUGCACUCCUGAAUCAGUCGGACACUUUGACUUCAAACCUAGAAUCUCCCUCAGUAUCAACUUCAGACCUAGAAUUUGUCUCCAUCUCCACUUCAACUUUAAACCACUAUUCAUUCGCCCCAGUUCAAUUGACAUCAGACCUUCCUUUACCUAGUACUACCGUACCUAGACCUUCUUUUAUCGAAUCCGACUCAUUCGCUUCUGAUACCGACAGUGGUCAACCAGAACACACUGGAGUGGCUGCGCAGUUUUCGCAACUGGCUGUCAAGGAAGUACCAGAGCCAAUAACUGAUAACCAAGACGAGAAACCGUUGUUCAGCAGCCCACCGGAAGUCACGGUAGAAGCCACGGCGUCAGUGGACUCCGGUCCGAGUAGCCGGGAGGCAUGGGAACAAGGGUUUAUUGACUAUACUGGAAAGGAUUCGUUUGAUAACAUCAUGCAAAAAAUCAAAAAGACACUCGAAAGUAACAAGAAACCUUGAAUCGAACAAUACUUGAUGCAGAAGUUCAUCUAUUGUAAGAACGCUGGAAAAGCCAUACUUGCCGCCAACACUUUUAUUGCUUUUACUAACUUGUAUUUUGGCAGUUCUUCUCAGUCUGAUCUUGUUUGUUGAGCUUAAAUGUAGGGUCAACUGGGGAAUAUUUGUUGAUUUUUUCUGGUGGAGACUCUAUAUGAUAUACAUGGGUAUUUCUUUCCAAAUAUAAAUAUCAAAUGUUAACAUGUUCAAACUGUGAAAACUAAAUGAAAAUAAUGUAGUAUGGUAAAAACAAAUUUCCGUCGGCUGUAGUUAAAAAAACUAUUAUCUGGAAAUGUGUUACUAGUUGGUAAAUAAAAUAUAGCCUUAUAAUGUA
Messenger RNA from Daphnia magna, 1970 nucleotides. RefSeq names its product glycogenin-1 (gene Gyg). Gene Ontology annotation, cellular component: cytoplasm. The transcript has 8 exons. NCBI's taxonomy places the organism in Eukaryota, Metazoa, Arthropoda, Branchiopoda, Diplostraca, Daphniidae. Gene Ontology annotation, molecular function: glycosyltransferase activity. The coding region runs from base 176 to 1600 and encodes 474 amino acids. The record is from RefSeq and is a predicted model, not a curated record.